Saccostrea cuccullata (small rock oyster) is the source of this 1262-nucleotide messenger RNA. RefSeq lists its product as uncharacterized. The record is from RefSeq and is a predicted model, not a curated record. Bases 466 to 1179 code for a protein of 237 amino acids. The transcript has 4 exons. NCBI's taxonomy places the organism in Eukaryota, Metazoa, Mollusca, Bivalvia, Ostreida, Ostreidae.
AAGCUCACCAGUAUAGAUCACAUUGACAAAAGAAUGGAAAUUACAAUUGUUAAUUGACAAUACAUGGAUAUAUCUAAAUGUCGAGUUGAAGACAACAGCAAGUGCUUUCUUCUUUUCACGCAUAGGAUUUUGCAAAAGUUCUGCCUCAUGCGAAUACAAAAGUAGAUUUGUUAAUAAGGGGUUGAUAUUAAUAUAAAGAAAGGGUGAAUUAUUCGAGAGCCGAAAUCAUUGGCAACCGCUACGAUCUUGCAUUGAAAAGUGGAAAUCCCAGAGAAGUAAAAUGAACCUCUAGUAGAUAUGUCUUAGGAUUUAAUCUCGGAAUAUAGGCUACCAAUAUAUUCAUUUCAUCAUUUGAAAAAGGUAGAGCAUUAAAGAAUAUCAAAUUUUACGGACCCCCGACCCAGUUUAAAAUGGAAGGAAAACUUGGGAGACAUCAAUUCAAUUGAAAAGCAUUAGAAGAUUACUAUGGCCUCCUCGUCUUACGCGUCUACAGAGGAGACGACAAAUGCCUGUAGAGCCUGUCGACUUCUGCUGGGUCCAUGUACAGAUGAGUUACGUGAUGUUUUACGUCAUUAUGUACCAGCGUCAACAUUUCCACACGUCAUCAAACGAAAGAGGAGUGAUCUCCCCCGUCUGACAGCUCAACAGAUGAAUAUAAUUUUACCGAGAGGUAGUAGUUAUACAGGAAACUAUGAUGAUAUGGACAUUUCCUUAUUGUACAUACUACUCAGAAACAUUUGUAGCAUACCUCCACACAGAAAUCGGUGGGGAUAUGAUCCAGACCCCACAGAUCGAUCUCUCUCUGCCAACAUUGAGAGAAUCCGUAUUGCCAGAAAUCAAUGUGUACAUUCUUCUAGCCCAGCCCUCUCCAAUGCUGAUUUCAACACGAUCUGGUCCACUGUCAGAUCAGCAGUUGUGGACCUUGAUUCUUUCCUUAGCAAUGGGAACCAGUUUGAAAGAGAGGUGGACUUUUUGAGACAUGAGACGAUGGACCCUGUCCGUGACUGCCAUUACAUAGAAGAACUGAGGAAACAGGCUGAAGAAGAUGCAGAAACUAGAAAAAUGGUUCAAGGACUGAAACAAAAAUUGGAAGAGAAUGAAACUGAGAGAAAUGAGAAUCACAAUAAAAUACUGAAAAUUGUUGGUAAGUACCAUUGUAACAUUGAUACAUAUUUAUGAGCUCAUAAUACUGUUCUUUAAAAUUGUAUGAUAUUCAGAUUCCACACAAACUGAUAUUCUAAUAUUAUGAAAAAACAGGAAUC